AUGACCCCAACGACGAGAUAUGUCUCUACCAUGUUUGAUACAGACAGCACCACAAAACAGGACUCGACGGCAUUUUCUACUGCUCCUAAUCUCAGCGAAUUUUUAUCUCUUCAAUCCACUGAGUCUUCUUCCACGGUUCUCGCCUCACAGACCAUGGCAUCCCCGACGACAAUCAACGGACACUCCUUCAACUAUCUCCUCAUCUACGCUCCUGUCUUCGCCUUCGGCUGA
Messenger RNA from Protopolystoma xenopodis, 231 nucleotides. The record is from the annotation of a GenBank genome assembly. NCBI's taxonomy places the organism in Eukaryota, Metazoa, Platyhelminthes, Monogenea, Polystomatidea, Polystomatidae.